CAUGGAUUGCAAAAUUUUUGCAAUCCAUGAUUUGGCAUCACUGAAUUGGCACCCCUUGAGUCUCAAGAGGUCGUUCUAGCUGUAUCGGCUCGCAAUUCUCCAAUUGGGCACAAACGGCAAAAACAGUUGUUAAAGGAGACUGAUUUUCCUAACCGUGGUUUAGUUGCUAUUUCUGUCAAUACUUGCUGGCUUUUGACCUUCACACGGCCUUUGUCAGAACUCUAAAGGGCCGUGUGUUGACUGUGUUCAAGUAUCAAGUUACUCAGAGACAUUGACAUUGUUUACAAGUUUAUUUCCUUUCCUCGUUAUCAAAAUAUUUUAUUCCUGUUGUGGAAGUCGCUACUCAAAUGGGUGUAUUACGGUAUAUUUAUUUCAUUUCCUUCAUUUAUUUUCUUGCUGACUCGCGCGGCAAAACAUCAGCGAAAAUAUUUGAGGCAAAAUCCGCAAAUGCCGUGUCCAGCAAUCCAAGGAUUCUUCUGUUAUCGAUUGGCGGACUACGAACCGAUUAUCUAACGAGAAUAAACUGUUCAAACAUUCAGUCACUCGCGGAGAAUGGUGUAUCAGCCAAGUACGUACAAACCUCAAUAAACGUGGCCAGUAUUGCUAAUCAUUAUAGCAUGGUUACUGGACUGUAUCCCGAAAGUCAUGGGAUUAUAUCUCAGACUAUGUUCGACCCGAUUUUGAACCGUGUAUUUAAUAGUGAAACACGCGAAGAGCCUGAAUGGUGGAGCAACGUGCAUCCAAUCUGGCAGGAGAUUGAGAACCAAGGACAAGGAAUGGGUGCUGUGUGUCGCUGGCCUGGUGUUUAUGGUCCAAUGGUUCCUACAUUGCGCUGUGGGCAAAGAAAAUCGUUCAAUUCAGACAUCGAUCAGGCAGCGAAGUGGUUCAAAAACGGUGUAAAACUGGUCCUACUUUACUCUGAUGAUAUAAAAAAAGCCGCUAUAAAAUGGGGGCCCUAUUCACAAAAUGCUAUCAAGAAAGUUAUGAAUUUAGAUUCCUCCAUUAAAUAUUUGCUAGAGAAAACACGUGACCUUAAUGUGAAUAUACUGCUGACGUCAGAUAGCGGAGUCACUGACCUCAAGUGGGAUCACGUGAUUGAUCUAGACAAAUGCCUCGAUCCGAAGUCGUACGUUUUAACUCAAGCCCAGGCCACGCUCUUGAUUUACCCUAAGCAAGGAUACACAUCCGCAGAAAUUCACAAAAACCUCUCAAAAUGUCCUCAUAUUAGAGCGCAUUUGAAGAGCACUUUGCCGGAUCAUUUUCACUAUUCUCACAAUCGGAGAAUCCCGCCUGUCAUCGCCUUUGUUCCGUUGGGUUCCGUCGUGCGCUCGAGUAAGCCCAUUCAUCAAAGUAUCAAUGCGAUUCUCAAUGAAUCACUAUGGUUACCGAAGGAUUUGGGUGGUAGCGGCUACCAUUCAGGAUACGAGGUGAUGCGAGGGGUGUUUUAUGCAAGCGGACCAUCCUUUAAGGCUGGCCUGAAAUAUAAGGCGAUUAAUAACACCGAUAUAUAUGGAAUAAUGUGCGCUGUUCUAGGUAUAACCCCCAGAGCUAACAAUGGGUCAAUUCCAGUAGCUAAAGCAAUGCUAAGGGGUGUAGAUUUUGAAACAGACAUGGACACAUCACCCACAAGCUGGUUAUCAACCAGCACCACAUUGCCACCUACAAAAUGGGUGAAAACGUACUCGCGCAAUCACGGCCUGUUCGGAGAUUUCGAAUUGCGCGGCUUUCUGAUAUUUCUGGCGUGUUCUGCGGCAGUGAUGGUGUUGUUAUGCUGCAUCGGCUGUCUUCAUUCGAUGAGAAAAAAUGUGAAAGGGGGAUUUAAGAGAAAAGCAUCCGUCUAUCCUCCAAUGUUAAGCACAAACUUAACUUCAUCUGACGAAGACUAGUGCUCAUUUGAUCGCGCUAAAUAUUCUUAUUUGUAAAACGCCUGCAUCUGCGCCAGGAGAGAGAUUGCGUUUGCCAAAUAGUUGUUAAUAAAUAAUGAUGGCCUAAUUGCUAGUUAUAUCUAGUGUGUUAAACUUUAACUUUCGAAAGGAAAAAAAAGCUGAGAAAUAAUGUUAAUAGU
This is a messenger RNA of Dendronephthya gigantea, 2065 nucleotides long. Its product is annotated as bis(5'-adenosyl)-triphosphatase ENPP4-like. The record is from RefSeq and is a predicted model, not a curated record. The coding region runs from base 348 to 1886 and encodes 512 amino acids. Lineage: Eukaryota; Metazoa; Cnidaria; Anthozoa; Malacalcyonacea; Nephtheidae. The transcript has a single exon.